This is a messenger RNA of Medioppia subpectinata, 443 nucleotides long. The record is from the annotation of a GenBank genome assembly. NCBI's taxonomy places the organism in Eukaryota, Metazoa, Arthropoda, Arachnida, Sarcoptiformes, Oppiidae.
CGAUGAAACCGCCGUCUAUUAUAAUGCUUACACCGAACGGACGCUUCGAAGUGAACAAAAAGAUAUGUCUGAGUAUAUCAGGCCAUCACCCGGAGUCGUGGCAGCCCUCGUGGUCCAUACGCACCGCACUUCUCGCCAUUAUUGGCUUUAUGCCCACCGAAGGCUUGGGUGCCAUCGGAUCGCUUGAUUAUCCAUCAGAAGAGAGGAAGACGUUGGCAGUGAAGUCACAGAACUGGUGCUGUCCUUCUUGUGGACAAAUCACCAAAUUAUUGAAAACUGAAGACUCGAACCACAAAGAAAGCGAAGCCAAUAAAGAGGCUAAAGAACUCGCGAAACAAAUUCGUUUUAAGGAAACUAAUUCCGAGUCGACCGAAGACAAGUCAACCCCAAUCCCAACCGUUUCUGAGGCAACGACGACAAGCACUGAACCCAAUGAAGCCACU